AUGACAGAAAGCAAUCUGGAGCAAUUUGUUCCUGCACUCCUUAAUGCAUCUUGGUCCAAUGAUUUGAUAAUGAAGAUGACAGAUAUUUUCGAAAAGCAAACCUCUUCAACAAUAUCGUCGUUUGUAUCAGCAUCACUCAAGUCUUUAAUCACUAUUGAACAUUGGACAUGGCAAAUGCUCAGUAAAGAUUCACAGCGAUGGAUCAAUCUCGAUGAUUGCGUCAAGUUCUUUCAUGUACUGCAUUCAUUUAAUCUCAAAUUAAUUUCGAAUAAUGAUGAAAUUCAGCCUGAUACAAAAAUAUCGCUUAUUAUUCCAUCGAAUAUUGCUUGGAUUGAUGGUGUACUUGAACAAAUCAAAUCGAGCAAUGAUACAUUUCUGACACUUGUCUGUAUGUGGUUUGAUACCGUGUCGUAUUUAGCUCAUGAUAUUUCUGAUAUCGUCUAUUUACCAACGCUGUUACAUCUCAAUAGUCGAUUGAGUCGUGAGUUUUUAAUCACAGAUCAAUAUAAAUUCUAUUUAAAACAACUAUGUGAUCCAAACCUUACACAAUCUGUGUUUAAUCCUAAACAACGUUUUUACUUGAAAACAUGUUCAUUUUCAUUGAACGUUUGUUUAUCGUCGAAAUCACAAAAUCUUCCUUUCACCGGCGCAGAAAUUAUAAAAUUUCUCAAUGAAGACUAUUCACAAAUGAUUCUUAUAAAUAGUUACACUAUAGACUCGUGGAGUGGCGAAUUGCUUGCUUGUAUUGCACAUAUUAUCGGUCUCAUGUGUUCAGCGUGUUGGUGGUGUGAACUAAAGCCUCAAUAUAUCCAACUUAUUGUUCCAUCUGAAGACACGACAUAUGAACAUAUUUUUGCCCUUAUUCGUCUUGUUAGUUAUCAACCUUAUCAUCAACGUAUUUCUGCUCAAUCAUACAAUGAUGAAACUGUUCUUAUAGAUGCGAGUUUAGGCUUUCUAUUAAGUACGGUAGAAACAUAUGAUUUAGGCUGUUUCAUAAGUUCACAAACAAAUUUACCUACAAUACUUUGGUCCAUAGCACAAACAUCACCCUAUGAUCGAAUUCGUGUUUGUGCCUACGGGUUUUUGGCCGAAAUUCUUUCUGAUAAACAAUUGAAAGCGUUAAAAAUUAGCAAUAAUAUGUGCGAAUUCUUCUUCCACAUUCUCGAACAAGCAUGGAACCAUCCGACAAAACGAUGGAAAAAAAUAACAAUUCAACAUUUAUUAAAAGGUUUUCUGCGUUUAUCAUCGAAUGAUAUUUUUCAAGCAGCAACAGCUAAUUCUAACAAAAUAUCAUUAUUUAUUAAAUUAUGUGACCAAUAUCCUUUGGCAUUCGAUAUUAUUUGGGCUCUUUCGUUCAAUUCAGUUAUUGUUACACAACUUCAAUUGGACCAAUCAUUUACAGCUAAAUUAGUUCAAUUGGAUCUUCAAGCAAGCGAUGAAAACAUACGUAAAAGUGUGAAUGGUAUUCUUUGGAAUUUAAAUUUAAAUCAUGAAGAAAACAUUGCAUCUGACAAUAGUCAUGAGAAAAAAUUCGAUAUUAUGAUUAGUUAUUCACAUAAAGAUAAACAAAUUUGUAAACAAUUGUAUGAAGAACUCAUUCGAGUUGGUUAUCGAGUAUGGAUUGAUUUCGAUCAAAUGUAUGGCAAUGUCAUGGAUGCAAUGGUAGAAGCUAUUGAGCAAUCUCGAACUAUUAUGAUCUGUAUGAGUGAACAAUAUCAACGAAGUAAUUAUUGUCGAGCCGAAGCACAAUAUGCAUUUCAAAAACAAUUAAAUAUGGUACCGAUUCUCUUGCAAAAACAUUACAAACCUGAUGGAUGGCUUGCGUUUCUAAUAAGUUCAUUAUUGUAUGUUGAUUUUACGAAGCAUGAAUAUUCGAAAGCACUCGAUAUGCUGAUGAAGGAGUUCAAAAUGGCUGAUGCACGUAAUAAAAUUUCAACUACAUCUGUUCAACCAAAACUAAAUAAUAUAGAAUUAUUAGAUGUUUCUUCUUGUUUGUCGCAACCACCAUCACAAUCGAUAACAUUUCCUGAACAUGUACAAGACUGGACAGAUACGCAUGUACAGAAAUGGCUUUCUGAGAAUAAUCUUCCACAAAUGGCUCGUAUUUUAUCGGAUACAGAUGGUCUAAGUUUAAUAUAUUUCAGUGAAUAUAUAAUCAAAAAUGAACCACAAAUAAUAUUAUCAUUACUUCAACAAGAUUCACUUCGUCGUAUCAAUGAGAGUGUAUCACUGAUUGAAAUAUCUCGUUUCCGAAGUUUGAUCGAAAGGAGAAAUCUGGCUACGUUCGUAUCAACUAAACAACUCAAACAAGUAGAGAGAAAUACUACAGAUUCAAACUAUUUAACAAGCUGUAACAUAAUUUAG
Rotaria sp. Silwood1 is the source of this 2364-nucleotide messenger RNA. NCBI's taxonomy places the organism in Eukaryota, Metazoa, Rotifera, Eurotatoria, Philodinida, Philodinidae. The record is from the annotation of a GenBank genome assembly.